AUGGCUUCCAUGGUAGCUGAAACUUGGGCAUACAUCAAUGGUGAAGAUGACUCCAAUGGAGUUGAAGUUUGGAAAUUCAACGAUGCCCUUCUAAUGUCUUUACUAGAAGAGCCACAUGGUGAAGAGUACAAUAAUGAACAAGUGAAUAAAGUGAUUCAAUCUCUAGAGGCCGAGAUUAAUGCGAAUAUGUUAGAAGCUGGCCGUGAUUUAGCUAUGGAGCCUGAAUUUCUCAAUGUCGGCGACAACGAGGAUGGUGAGAAUUGCUUGAGUUCAAUGGAGUUUGAAUGGGAAGAAAUGGAGCUGGUGCCAUCCUCACCAAGUGAUGACAUGAAUUGGUGCAUGGAUCAGUAUGAAAACGAGUUGGAUUUUAUGGUUGACUAUGGACAUGUCAGUGAUUAUUCUCAGAUUUAUAAUGUUGUUUCCUUUGAGGAACAAAGUUUCUGCUCUUUAUGGCAUGAAACAUAUGAUACACUAUAA
This is a messenger RNA of Pistacia vera, 477 nucleotides long. RefSeq lists its product as uncharacterized. NCBI's taxonomy places the organism in Eukaryota, Viridiplantae, Streptophyta, Magnoliopsida, Sapindales, Anacardiaceae. The record is from RefSeq and is a predicted model, not a curated record. The transcript has a single exon. The coding region runs from base 1 to 477 and encodes 158 amino acids.